Argiope bruennichi is the source of this 978-nucleotide messenger RNA. Its product is annotated as zinc finger protein 436-like. The transcript is spliced from 7 exons. Bases 1 to 978 code for a protein of 325 amino acids. NCBI's taxonomy places the organism in Eukaryota, Metazoa, Arthropoda, Arachnida, Araneae, Araneidae. The record is from RefSeq and is a predicted model, not a curated record.
AUGGGUAGUUUAAGAGUUCACACAUGCUCCUAUUGUGAUUAUUCGUCACCAAUUGCAACUAACAUGAAGCGUCACAUUAGAUCGCACAUUGGUGAGCGCCCUUUCAGUUGUUCUGUUUGUGGCCAGAACUUUGUGCGAAAGGAUUCUCUUGUAUCUCAUAUGACAGUGCACUCUGAUGAACGACCUCAUAAAUGCCAAAUAUAUGUAGAAGAUAAUUUUAGACGCAGGAAAGAAAGUAUUAAAGUCCAUAAAUGCUCCUUUUGUGAUUACUCAUCCCCAAUUUUGACUAAUGUGAAACAUCAUAUUAUGACUCACACUGGUGAACGCCCAUUUAGUUGUUCUACUUGUGGUCAAAACUUUGCUCGAAAGGAUUCUCUUGUAUCUCAUAUGAGAGGAGUGCACUCUGGUGAACGACCUCAUAAAUGCCAAAUUUAUGAAGAAGAUUAUUUUAGACGCAAGAAAGAAAGUAUUAAAGUUCAUAAAUGCUCCUUUUGUGAUUACUCAUCCCCAAUUUUGACUAAUGUGAAACAUCAUAUUAUGACUCACACUGGUAAUCAGCUUCAAGUUCUUGUAUUAAAAGGCAUUAAUGAAACUUCCAAAGACGUUAGAGGAACUGCUAAAUUUUAUCAAUGCUCUGAAUGUAACUUUGUCUCACCUUGGCAGAGUCAUAUGAAAAGGCAUUUGCUGAUUCAUACUGGAGAGCGACCCUUUAGUUGCUCUAUUUGUGGCCAGGAAUUUAUUCAAAAAGCACAUCUCAAUAGUCACAUGAUGCGACACGAUGACAAUCGACCAUUUAAAUGUCAUGAUAGCUUAAUCUUUUGUGGUUACACUUGUGGUAAAAAGUCUUCUAUGAAUAGGCAUGUAUUACGACAUACUGGAGAAAAGCCACACAGAUGUGAACUUUGCAGUAGAAGUUUUGCUCGUAAAGACAGUCUUCAAGUACACAUGAUUGUUCAUUAUGAAGGAGGGGAUAUAUGA